AUGAAACCAUUAGUCACUGUAUGUUAUCUAACCGAACAGGAACUGGCGAAAGGUACCAUCAACACUGAUUCGGCGUCUGGUUCAUCCACUCCUCCCGGGAUAAAUGAAGAGUCAACUACUGUAGAAAUAAUUGACACUAACCCACCAUCAGAGUUUGGAUUAGUGGACAAACAACGUCACUUUGGAAUUCUCCGUUACACCGUGACCAAUCGAUUCCGUAAACUGAUGCUGAUCGCAUUAGUUAACUUAGUUGUUUUUGCUGCGUUUUUCCUAUUUGUCUUUUUUCUCAUUGUUCAUUUGGACAAAAAACAUGAAGACAUUUUUGUUAGUUCCACGUUACCAGCACCAACAGCAGGACCUAUGAAUAAAAACACAUCUUGUUCACCACGAAAUACGACGACGUUGAUUUUUGCAUAUUCCAAUGAUCUGACACCCGAUCAAGUUCUAAACUCGUGGCAAACUCUCAGAAACAACUGCCAAAGCUCCUAUGAUGUAUAUUCAUACGCUCGACUUGAUGUGAAUUCGGAUUUAAAAAAUCACGGUUAUUCCACCAGCUUGGAUGAUAUUGAAGACGACAUCAAGAGCGAUCUCCCAGAUCCAAAAGAGUCCUAUCCGAGUUAUUACUUUGGAAGCAAUAUUUUGAUGUGUAUUCGGACUAUGUUCACAAGUGAUAUGACCCUUUGCGGGGCAAAAAUGUACUUUUUGGUCAAACGUCUUCCUAACGAUACCGAUGUCUCUGAUUUAGUGUUUUUACUGAAAAAGUUUCAUAUUUCAAUCACGUUCGUGGUAUCAGAAAAACCUUCGGGUGGGAUGAAUCAACAGGUAUUGUACACGUUGGCAACACAAACUAAUGGAUUUUGUAUCUUUGCGGAAGAUCAUAAAUUUCAAGAUACGCCAGCUUGGGUACCAUCAUUCUGGCCUCUAUACUUGGUGUAUUCUGCCAAUGCAGAAGUCAGAUCAACCGGAUCUGUCACGCUUCCUGUCUUCAAUGCUCCGUUGGCCGGAGACUACUACAUUUGCAUGACCCUUCAGGACCAUGGCCACACUGAUUGCACACCAAAUCAAACUUCUACAUUUUUCUUUGCGUAUUCUAAUGAUCUGACAGCCGAUCAAGUUCUUAACACAUGGCAUACUCUAAGAAAUAUCUCGCAAGGCUUAUAUGAUACGUAUUCAUACGCUCGAUUUGAUGUAAAUUCGGAUUUUAAGAAUCACGCCUAUUCUAGUAGCAUCGAGGCUAUUGAAGACGACAUCAAGAGUGAUCUCCCAAAUGCAAAAGAGUCCUAUCCGAGAUAUUAUUUUGGAAGCAAUAUUUUAACGUGUAUUCGGGAUAUGUUCAUGACCGAUGUAACCCUUUGCGGAGCGAAACUGUAUUUUCUGGUUAAGCGACUUCCUAACGAUACCGAUGUCUCUGAUUUAGUGUCUUCACUGAAAAAGUUUCACAUUUCGGUCACGUUCGUGAUAUCAGAAAAACCAUCUGGUGGGAUGAAUCAACAGGUAUUGUACACAUUGGCAACAAAAACUAAUGGAAUUUGUAUUUUUGCAGAAGAUUAUAUGCUCCGGGAGACCCCAACUUGGUUGCCAUCAAUCUGGCCCUUAUACUUGGUUUAUUCAGUAAAUGCAGAAGUCGGAGCGACCGGAUUUGUCACUCUCCCAGUCUUUAAUUCUUCAUUGGCCGGAGACUAUCACAUUUGCAUGACUCUACAGGACCAUGGAGCCUUGGAAAAAUUCAGAAUGGUGCAUUUGACAUGGUACAAUAGUGAAUCAUCAAGUUCAGGAUUUUUCAAAGAAACUUCAGAAUCACAUGCUGCUACAUAUGGUGAAACCACGUAUAUCAAAAAAGGUCCAUUCACAUUGGAUGCUGUCCCUUACAACAUGACACUUGGAUUUGAGUACUCGGAUGACGAAAUCAAUAUUCUUCAGAUAAGAAUAUACAGUGUUAGCGCCGUCGACUUUUGGGUACCAUACAGCAGUUGA
Messenger RNA from Caenorhabditis remanei, 1974 nucleotides. RefSeq lists its product as uncharacterized. Lineage: Eukaryota; Metazoa; Nematoda; Chromadorea; Rhabditida; Rhabditidae. Bases 1 to 1974 code for a protein of 657 amino acids. Gene Ontology annotation, biological process: innate immune response. The transcript is spliced from 14 exons. The record is from RefSeq and is a predicted model, not a curated record.